Molecule: messenger RNA, 987 nt
Organism: Drosophila nasuta
Lineage: Eukaryota; Metazoa; Arthropoda; Insecta; Diptera; Drosophilidae
Product: protein suppressor of white apricot
Exons: 2
Coding region: 1-987 (328 amino acids)
Source: RefSeq, a predicted model, not a curated record
AUGCAGUGCCUGCCACAAUUGAUAUUGGCGCUGGCGCUUUGCGCUGUGUUCGCUCCAUCCGAUACCCAAGCCCAUGGAUCAUCCGGCUAUCGCUUGGGCCUGCGACCCGUUGGUCGUGGCGAGAAUGUCUAUCCCGAGGGUCGAUUCACCUCGUCGAUCGUGAACAAGUUCAGCUCGCUGAAGGGCACCACGACAACGACGACAGCAGCCGACACCAUUUCGCCCACGACAACCACGGGCACAUCGACAAUCACUGAUACACCGACAUCGGACACCACAACGCCAUCGACAACCUCGCCAACGUCAUCGACCACAACAGGCAGAAGUUUCGGACCUGGCGGCGAACUUGCCGCCGAUGAUGAUGCCGAUGAUGAGGAACAGCAUCCGCUGUACAAUGCUCGUGCCUACGACGAUGAUGACGAUGACGAUGAUGAUGAUGAGCCCAUCCAAGAUGAUGGCGACAACGAUGUCGACAGCGACGAUGAUGAUGAUGACGACGAAGAGGGCUUCUACAUGGUCGCUGGCAGUGCUGCUGCUGGCCCAGCUGCUCAACCGGCUGCCGCCGCCGUUGCCGUCAGUGAUUCGCAUCCCAGCCUGGUGCGUCGGCCCACCGAACAGCAGUGGCGUCAAUUCCAGCUGGAGCAGCGCAAUCGUCGCCGCAUGAAUCGCCUCCAGCGUGAGCACAAUCAGCGCAUUCGCGAGCUGCUGCGUCGCCAGCGCGUCUCGCAGCGUCGCAACACGCAGCGUGUGCAACGCAUCCAGCAGAACAAUCGCCGCAACAGCCGCCGUCGCAAUCGCCGCAACAAGACUCGCUCCAAGAACCAGCGUCUCCGUCGUCGCCGCAACAACCGUGAGCGUCGUCGUCGCCAAAAGUCGCAGCGUCAGCGUCGCCGCCAACGCCUCAACCAGCGUCGUCUCCUCCGCCAGCUGCUGCGUCGCCGUCGUCGUGGACGUGGCCGCAGCCUGCACCGUGUGCUCGUUGCCUAA